Messenger RNA from Phaeoacremonium minimum UCRPA7, 1065 nucleotides. RefSeq names its product putative dna-binding protein hgh1 protein. The record is from RefSeq and is a predicted model, not a curated record. The coding region runs from base 1 to 1065 and encodes 354 amino acids. The transcript has 4 exons. Lineage: Eukaryota; Fungi; Ascomycota; Sordariomycetes; Togniniales; Togniniaceae.
AUGCCUACAGAGCUGGAAGAGCUUGUAGGCUUCAUCGCCCACCCUAACCCUCAGAUACGACAAAUUGCUGUUGAGCACCUGGUUCCAUACUCAAUUGCGCAGCCAUCCAUAUUCAAAACCGAACAACAGCUGCCGAUCCGGAACCUCAAGCUUCUGAUCCGAGAUGAACCUAAAAUCGCCGAGCAUGUCAUUACAAUGCUGGUAAACCUCUCGGGGGAUAGCGAGGUCCUAGCAAACUUAGUCAAGGAUGAGAAAUUUCUCGAUGCCGUCUUUGCUCAUAUCAUAUACCCCGAGGAGCCCAAUGCAAACCUAUACGCCAUGUUAUUGGCGAACCUGGCCAAGUCCGAUGCGCUCAAGUCUGUCAUGGACCGAAAGCAAACUGCGCCCGAAACACUGGGCUCAGACAAUCGUGUAAUUAACCAGCUGUUGGAUCUCUUUGUCAAGGGUUCAGAUGGCUCUUUCAACAAGAACGCCGACUUUGACUACCUGGCCUACGUUUUCGCUGAUUUGGCCAAACACCCAGAGGUCCGGCAAUACUUCGUUCAGAAACAAGAGUAUGACGGGGUUGUCCCUAUCACGAAAUUGAAGGUCUUCACGGAGCACAAGUCAGACGUGAGGAGAAAAGGAGUAGCGAGCACCAUCAAAAACGUCGCCUUCGAUGUUCCCUCCCACCCGCUGUUCCUGUCUGAAGAUGACAUCAACAUUCUUCCAUACAUCCUGCUACCGAUUACCGGCAACGAGGAGUAUGAUGUGGAUGAUACAAUGUCGAUGCUGCCAGAUCUACAGUUACUGCCGCCCGACAAGCAGCGAGACAAGGAUCAUAACAUCAUUCAAACGCACGUCGAGACGCUAACUCUCUUGACAAGCACACGCGAGGGCCGAGAGUUAAUGCGGGAGAUCAAAGUCUACCCGAUCGUUCGCGAGACCCAUCUCCGGGUCGACGAUGAGGGCGUCAGGGAAGCCUGCGAGAGGUUAGUGCAGGUGCUAAUGAGAGACGAAGAGGAUGACGGCAACGCAGCACGUGUGAUAGAAGAAGACGAGGACGACCAGAUAGUAGAAAUAUGA